This is a messenger RNA of Theileria orientalis strain Shintoku, 1257 nucleotides long. RefSeq lists its product as uncharacterized. Bases 1 to 1257 code for a protein of 418 amino acids. The record is from RefSeq and is a predicted model, not a curated record. The transcript is spliced from 9 exons. NCBI's taxonomy places the organism in Eukaryota, Apicomplexa, Aconoidasida, Piroplasmida, Theileriidae.
AUGUAUAAUUUCAAUAAAAUUUUAAGAUGUGUAAAAUAUCCAGUCUUUCAUGGAAGAUUCUAUUCCGUUAACCAGAUUCCCAGCCUUCUAGAGAAUACUAUUGGAGAAUUAAAUAAUGACCAGAUAAUAUACUCAUUUGACACACUAAGCAGGAGUAAAAUCACUGAUUGGAACCUUUGGGAUCGCCUGUGUGACAAGAUUCGGUUCAAUUUGGACUCCUUGGAGGUGUCCGAUCUCUUGAAGAUCACUCACUCUCUCGCUAAAGUUUCAUACAAAAAGCUUUCGCUUUUAAAUGUAAUUAAUCGCAUAGUACUGAGGAAGUAUAAGUCAAUAGAUACCAGGAGCUUAACGCAGUACUUGAUAGACCUAAAUAAGCUCGAUGUUCUGAAAACGAACAUUUUCAUCCCUCUGGUCACACUUAAGAUUAAUGAGGAGCUUUCAUUUUUUUCAACCUUUGACCUGUGCUUUAUACUUCAUUUGUGCUCAAAGCUGCAGUAUAGGGACGAAUCCAUAAUCGAUAGAAUCUCUACAAAAUUGCUUACCAAUGAAUCUAACUAUCAUGAAUUAUGUUCGGAUAAGGCUUUGUUGGCCAUGGUUCUGAGAUCGUUAUGCUUUUUGCAGAAUAAAAACGCCAUGUACCAUACUUUGCUCUAUCAGAAGAUACCUCCUCGUAUUUACACCUUUGGCUCUCAGGAGCUGUGUAACAUAUUGCUGUCCAUUGUAGUUUCUAACAUUGAUGAGAAAAUUAAUGGGCAAUUGGGAGACAUAGUGUGUGCAAUUAUUGAUAGGAUCUCUGAGAAGCUGUCGCUACUCGUGGAUAUUGAGGUGAACCAGAUUGGAAUAUGCUUACACUUUUUGAAGUAUAACAUGGAUCCAUUUCCGAGUAAAUAUGAAACACUGUUGGACUCCAUCAUCAAAUUAAACAUGAAGUAUGCUCCAAACACUUCGAAAAUGCAGUUGAAACUGUCCAAACUGUUGGAUGAAAUUAAGCUCAAAUAUAAGUCCGAGUAUCAACUGGGCCCAUAUAGAUUGGACUACGUCGUUCCAAAAUUAAAUGUUGCCAUCGAGGUCAAUGGGUACACACACUUCUUCCACAACUCAAGAGAGCUGAACGCUUUAACACAGUUGAAAUAUAAGAUUCUCAAAGAUAUGGGAUGGAACGUGGUGGGAGUAAACUAUUACAACUGGAAGAACAGAAACAAACAGGAUAGAUUGGAAUACCUUAUAAAGGAACUUUCACCGUAUAUUAACAAAUAG